AUGGCCCAUGAAACCCAUCUCAGGGACAACCUGAAGGUUCAUCGAGAUGAUUUUAAACUGAAUGUGAAGCUUCAGCUUGUUGCCCUUAUUGCAGAGCAAGCUGCCUUCCGUCAGCUUAGAUCCGUUGAGCAGCUGGGAUACAUUACUCUCCUCAGGCUGAGGAAUGAUUCCGGUAUCCAUGGGUUGCAGUUCAUUAUCCAGUCUAUAGUAAAGGAUCCUGGACAUAUUGAUACUAGAGUUGAGGCAUUCCUCAAAAUGUUCGAGAGUAAACUGUAUGAAAUGACAAAGGAUGACUUUAAGAGCAACGUAAAUGCAUUGAUCAAUAUGAAGCUCGAGAAGCACAAGAAUUCAAGCGAAGAAUCUCAAUUUUACUGGACUGAGAUCAUUAGUGGGAGGACUCCCAAAUUUGAUAGGAGGGAAGCUGAGGUUGAUGCAUUAAAGAAACUUACACAACAAGAACUGAUAUAUUUCUUUGAUGAAAAUAUAAAAGUUGGCGCAACUCGAAAGAUAACACUUAGCGUGCGAGUGUACGGGAACCAACAUUUGGCCGAAUACAACUCGCAGAAAAGUGAAGCAGUUCAACCAAAUACCGUCCAAAUAGAUGAUAUCUUUAGUUUUAGAAGAUCUCGACCACUUUAUGCUUCAGUUAGGUGAGGCUUUGGUCUCCCUUAUUUAUUAGGCAAGCUUGCCGUGGAGAAAAACAGAGAUAUUUUCCUGUUAGUUUUCAUAAAAUUGUUCUACAUUGGAGAAAAACAGAGUAUCCCUCUUGUCUGUGAUUUGAUGUGUUGUAUCUUUUGAUGUGUCGUAUCUUACUUAUUCUCUUGGUUCAGAAACAGAAAUGUUGUCACUCGAAUAUUCAACAAAUUAAUCCUAUGGCACUCUAUUUAUGCACA
Molecule: messenger RNA, 893 nt
Organism: Gossypium arboreum
Lineage: Eukaryota; Viridiplantae; Streptophyta; Magnoliopsida; Malvales; Malvaceae
Product: insulin-degrading enzyme-like 1, peroxisomal
Exons: 6
Coding region: 1-654 (217 amino acids)
Biological process (GO): peptide catabolic process
Cellular component (GO): mitochondrion; cytosol
Molecular function (GO): metal ion binding; metalloendopeptidase activity
Source: RefSeq, a predicted model, not a curated record